Archocentrus centrarchus (flier cichlid) is the source of this 4666-nucleotide messenger RNA. RefSeq names its product transmembrane and coiled-coil domain protein 3. The record is from RefSeq and is a predicted model, not a curated record. The transcript has 5 exons. Bases 273 to 1664 code for a protein of 463 amino acids. Gene Ontology annotation, cellular component: endomembrane system. NCBI's taxonomy places the organism in Eukaryota, Metazoa, Chordata, Actinopteri, Cichliformes, Cichlidae.
CCGGGUUUAGGAGGAUUAUCGCGGCAGGCUGGUUAGGAAAGGGAGUCGCACCGUCGCCCGCAGCCGUUGCUCCGCUUCCAGAAGCGGCGUCAGGUGGAAGAGGGGGAGCCGUGAUGGCACGUGCUGCAUCAGCGGUGCUAACGGGUAGUUUUCUCGCGGAGGAAAGCACAGGGCAGGCGGUUUGAGCCCGAAGAUUAUGUCCGGAGCUGGUUUUGCUGCUGCUGUGGAGCAAAGUUUGGAAGUAGGGAUACGCUCACAUCAGCGGCGGUAACAUGGCAGAGCGCAGCGGCUGUGAUGUCCUCAGCAUCCCUGUGCCCAUUCGCCGUGGCGGUUCGGAGUCCAACCUGGACGUGGUUGACAGCGUUGGGCACGACGGCGUGGGUCUGGAUUUCACCAAAGGAGCGCUGGGUAUCGACAGCCUGCAGCAGAAGAUCCUCAAGGUGACGGAGCAGAUUAAGGUGGAGCAGACGGCUCGUGACCAGAACGUGGCUGAGUACCUGAAGCUGGUGAACAAUGCUGACAAGCAGCAGGUGUCGCGAAUACGACAGGUGUUUGAGAAGAAGAACCAGAAGUCCGCACAGACGAUCGGUCGGCUUCAGAGAAAGCUGGAGCAGUACCACCGCCGCAUGAAGGACAGCGAGACCAAUGGGAAGCACAACCAAAAAGAUGGCAACAGCAAGGAGUCUGGGACUCACAGCAAGGAGGGCAGCCUGCGGGACAUCAGCACCAGCGGGCGCCACCAGGCGCUGGAUAAAGUAAAGACGAUCGGACCCGGCGUGUCACUCUCACCGCCGUUCUUUUUCAGUAAGCCGCGGGAGUUCGCCAACCUCAUCAGAAACAAGUUUGGCAGCGCCGAUAACAUCGCCCACCUGAAAAGCUCCAUGGAGACGGGGACAGGGCUGCAGGUAGAAGGUGGGGCGAGGGGUCUGAGCGGCAGCGCUACCACAGUAGCCAAGGUGACCAAGUACCCGAGCGAUGACGAGUGUUCUACCGGGACGUCUGCAUCCGCUGACUCCAACGGGAACCCAGCGGGAGGGUCGGGGAUGGGGUCAGGGGGUCCGGGGAGGUCGGACUCCAGUGGGCGUCUGGUGGAGGUGCUGGACAUGGUGCGGGACAUCAGGGAGGCUCAGGUACAGCUGGCAGAGGACAUGGAGACUCUGAACACACAGUUUAAACGAGAUUACAACUACGUCACGCAGGUGUUGCAGGAGGAGAGAUACAGGUAUGAGCGGUUGGAGGACCAGUUAAAUGACCUGACGGAGCUGCACCAGCACGAGACCAGUAACCUGAAGCAGGAGCUGGCCAGCAUCGAGGAGAAGGUGGCCUACCAGGCCUGUGAGAGGGCCAGGGACAUACAGGAGGUGCUGGAGGCGUGCGAGACCCGUGUGUCGAAGCUGGAGCUCCAGCAGCUGCAGCAGCAACAGACCAUUCAGCUGGAAAACACAGACGCCAAAGUGCUGCUGGGCAAGUGCAUCAGCAUCAUGCUCGCCAUCGUCACCGUCAUCCUGAUGUUCGUGUCCACGGUGGCCAAGUUCACAGCCCCGCUGCUACGCAGCCGCCUUCACUUGGUGCUCACCUGUGUGGGCGUGUCUUUGCUAGCGCUGCUGUGGAAGAACUGGGAACAUUUGCAAUGCGCUUUGGAACGAUUGUUCCUCGCGCACUGAGGCCAGUUUGACUAAACCUCGGAUCCGGGUCUGGCAGGGAGGAUUUUACAUGUAGCCUUACGUCAGCCAGCGAUUCUGGGCUCCGCGGUCACUCGAUUUUAAGGAUCCUUGCUUUUCAUGUCUAAAGUGGGUCCUCUGAAAUCUGCACAUGGUUCACAGAGCCUCACCCAGAAUAUGUAAGCUGACAUAAAUGAAACACCUGAACCGAAACUCUCUGAAGGUGCGAACAUGAAAACGUGGCUGCUCUGCCGGAGAUGUGUCAGACCAACAAAAGAUAAAUCGGCUCAGCUGCUUUCAUCUGGUCACCAGGAGACUCUGGUGGCACCAGCAACACACAAAUAAAUAUAUGUCUAAAUAUAAAUGAGUGGGAUUACAUCAGGGUGUGAAAUAACAGUUAUUUUUUUCCUGUCCUUUAAAGGGAAGUGUUUCUGUUAGAGCACCACCUCUCACCUCCAAACAAACUGGCACUCAUGUGUCCAGUGGAUUCGAUUUGAUCGCACACACCAAGCCAGCUGUGACAAACACAAACACACAUCCACCUGAAGGUUGAUUCGUACUGUGCGUCUCUCUCUGCUGUUCUGUAUUUAUGUGAUUUAUGUUUUGUUUUUUUUCCUGCGUCUCCUUCGAAGCAACACUUUAAAGUCUGGGAUUGCACAUUGUUUUAAGCUGUUUUCUAUCAGUGUGUAAUUCUGUGUAUUUGUGUGCAUUGUACGCCUGCUUGUGUGUCUCUGCACCGUGUUUCUUAAAGGAACAGUUAGACGUUUUGGAAAAUGGGCUCGAGGCUGCGUGGUAGAUAUGAACCUAGAGCCAGGAGAUGGUGAGCUUACAGUACAAAGACUGCAGCGCCGAUGAAAAGUGGCGCCCAAACCUGCUUGUAUUGUCCUCCCGUUCCACCGUUUUCUCUCUGUAGCCGUUUUUAUUGUUUAAGUCUGACCUCUGACUUUUAGUCUCACCUAAAAACAACCAGUGUGGGAAUCACAGUAACCUGCCUGCUUCGUUCCCAAUGUGAGUUCCUUUUUUCUUCUCCAGAAGAGUCCCUACUCCACUUUUUUUUUUUUUUUUUUUUGCACUCUUCUGGUGCAGAAAAAAAAAAAUCUCGAGUGGCACGUGUUGAUGUGUGCAAGUCUCGCCACUCAGGAGCCGUCUGGGAAUCGACCCCAGGCAGUUAUUUUAAAGCUAAAUGAAUGUAUUCACCAGUAAAGUUUAACAAUUUUAAAAAGUUUUGUCCAAAAUAAGUUUAAAAUGCUUAUAUUCCUGCAAGUUGUGCAACGUUACAUGUUCAUUAAAGUCUUCAUCCAGUGUUACCCACCAGAGCGGAUUUCAUGCUGCACAUACCUUCAUCUUUGCUUUGACACCCUGCCAUCACAGUGUUCAAACUGCCAUUAGCAUUUACUGUGCAACAAAACGAUUGCCUCAGUACGUUUCCUAUUUCAGCUGUUGAUCGCCUCUUUAAGGUCAGCGGGCAGGACAGCCACCAUCUUUAUUAUGUCGAAAUCGCCCAUAAACAGAGCCACGUCUCCUCCUCAGGGAGUCAUGAUAGUGACUCUGGAAAAAGCAGAUGUCCAUCUGUUCAGAAUGGGAUUAGCGCAGCAUUGUUGUGGUGAUAUAUUUUGCCCUAAUCCUAAAAAUGUAAAGUCUUUCCUAUCUUGCUGUCUGAGGGACGUGUUCUCACUUGUGCUGUCUGCAAAACCAGUAAAAUACGCAAACAUCCACACCAAAACUGGAGCAGACGCAGGGCCAAAAACAAGUCAGUGAAGAAAAACUCGCACACAGCUCCUGCUCUUGGUUAAUGUGUACAAAAACCCAGGGGACUGGUUCCUGCUUGGCCCCCUGAACCCACAGCACGUUGCUGUCAGUGUUUCUUUGUUGGUUAAUGAGCAUUAAAGAUGCUGGUAGCUUCUAAAGUUGGCUAAUAUCUCCAUCUUCUGGCUCUAACUUCACACUGAGUAGAGAAAAAAGUGACUUUUCACAAAAUGUCAAACUAUUGUUUUCACUGAAAGCUACUGAACUGCCUCCUCUCUCAUUAAUUUGGUAUUUAUUCAUGUGGUUUUGUCAUGUUUGUGUGUUCAGGUAACUGUUGCUUCUCAAAGCUUUUUUUUUUUUAAAGCAUCUAACGUUGAGGAAGGAAAUAUUUUACUAACUUCUGGAGGUAGAAGAGAAGCAGAGCCUUUUUCACACAUGCGCUGCAGCCAUGAAAUUUGUAGAGAGGACACUAAUGUCUGAUGGAGUUAGGUGGAGGACUUCCUGCUGUGUGCUGUACCUGUGAAAAAGGUGAUGUCGUCCUGAUUUGAAAUGGUGUAGAGGUCACACGUGAUCACACGUGUGUCUGACUUUAAGGUCCUGAACCAUUGGACUGUCUUUUUGAGAGGUGACCAGAACAAAUUUAAAUGUGUGUGUGAAGCCUUUGAUACCGUGCUGUGUUCAUGUCCAGUGGGAAUAAAAGCAGCCCUCAGAUGCCGCUUUCAUGUCUCACGCUGCCCUGAAUCUUGGACAAUUUGAAAGGUUGCAGAUUGUUCUUUUUUUUUUUUUUUUUUUUAAACUUGGAGUGUAUGUUCAUGCAUUAAAGCAGGAUGUUCCCCAGCAGUGGCAAUACUGCCAUUGUAGCAGCUGUUUUUUCCCACGUGACAUGAAUGCAGCAUCACAGCCUGGACGGAGGGAAUCGAACAAUGUAGCUCCCCGACCCUGUUUCACUGUGAUGAGGGAGGGGGUUUAAAUAGGACUGAUGCCUUUUUAAAUGCAGCUUGUUUCUUCUUCUGUGUGACUCGUUUCUGUUUUUGUCUUUUUUUAAAAAGCCAAAUAUGGAGGUUUUUAUGAAACCUAAGCUCGUUUUUGAUGUUUCUUUGCAAACUGGUUCAAACACUAUAUCUGUCAGGAGAGACUUGCAGCUCCUCUCCAGAGGCUCUGAGUUUAGGUUGGUUGUUUUGUUUUUCUAAUGUCUGUCUCUAAUAUCUGUGCAUUAGUUUCUGGUUAUGGGUUUUUCAAAUAAAUCUUUGUUUUUCUAA